AUGGCAACUCUAGGGGGAUACCUCAACAAAAAGGUGCUCGUGGUGACGGCGGACUCGCGAAUCCUCGUCGGCACCCUCGCAGCCUGCGACCAAUCGACCAACCUGGUCCUGACCGGGACGGAGGAGCGCGUCAUCCACGAGGCGGAUGACCAGGAGCCGUCCGAAGUCCACCCGCUCGGCUUGUACCUCGUGCGCGGCGACAACGUGUGCUCCGUGGGCCUGGUGGACGAGAGCCUGGACGGGAGCAUCAACUGGACCGAGGUCAAGGGGUCGGAAAUCGGCGGCAUCAAGCACGUCUAG
Molecule: messenger RNA, 300 nt
Organism: Metarhizium album ARSEF 1941
Lineage: Eukaryota; Fungi; Ascomycota; Sordariomycetes; Hypocreales; Clavicipitaceae
Product: ribonucleoprotein (LSM) domain, eukaryotic/archaea-type
Exons: 3
Coding region: 1-300 (99 amino acids)
Biological process (GO): mRNA splicing, via spliceosome
Cellular component (GO): U6 snRNP; U4/U6 x U5 tri-snRNP complex; precatalytic spliceosome
Molecular function (GO): RNA binding
Source: RefSeq, a predicted model, not a curated record